AGUGCCUUCUGUCAUAUCUCAAGAGUUUCAGAAGGCUUGGAAGCCACAGAGGAAGGUGAAUGUACUAUGCCUGUGAGCUAUAUAAUAUGUACAAAGUACCAUCUUCUUACUAGUAUCAAGUUAGGACUUCUUGCUACUAGUCCUGCUUUGAUGGUGAUGCAGUUCUAAAAGAAAUCCUAAGAACAAUCCAGCAAAAAUGGGUGAGGUAAAUAAAGAUGCCGUUGAAAAAUACUUGGAGAACAACCCCCAGUUUGCAAAGGAAUAUUUCAACCGAAAAAUGAGGGCAGAAGUGCUGGGAAGUAUCUUUAAAGUCAGCCCUGGAGAUGUGAAGGAAGGAGUCAGCUUCAAAGACAUGUCCCGUCUGGAGGAGUGUAACAUACUUUUUGAGCUGCUAACAGAAAUCCAGGAUGAAGAAGGCACUAUGGAAAAGAUAGUGCACAAGGCCUUGCAGAGGCUGGCACAACUGCUGGCAGCUGAUCGGUGUAGUAUGUUUAUUUGUCGUUCCCGAAAUGGUAUUCCAGAGGUGGCCACCAGGCUUCUCAAUGUCACUCCAACUUCCAGCUUGGAGGAGAAUUUGGUGAAUCCAGACAAUGAGACUGUUUUUCCUCUGGACAUCGGGAUAGCGGGAUGGGUUGCUCAUACCAAGAAGUUUUUUAAUGUACCUGAUGUGAAAAAGAACAACCAUUUUUCUGACUUUCUGGACAAACAAACUGGUUAUACAACAAUUAAUAUGCUGGCAACCCCAAUUAUGCAGGGUAAAGAGGUGCUUGCUGUUGUGAUGGCACUCAACAAAUUAAAUGCCACUGAGUUCUCAAAAGAGGAUGAAGAGGUCUUCAAAAAAUACCUCAAUUUUAUAUCUUUGGUCCUAAGAAAACAUCAUAUGACAUAUCUCUACAAUAUUGAAUCCCGAAGAAGUCAGAUGCUUUUGUGGUCUGCCAACAAAGUAUUUGAAGAGCUAACAGAUAUAGAACGGCAGUUUCACAAAGCACUGUAUACUAUACGAAUGUAUUUGAAUUGCGAAAGAUACUCUGUUGGUCUGCUGGACAUGACUAAAGAGAAGGAGUUCUAUGAUGAAUGGCCAAUCCGGCUGGGGGAGGCAGAGCCUUACAAAGGCCCCAAGACACCUGAUGGACGAGAAGUCAACUUUUAUAAGAUUAUUGACUAUAUUUUACAUGGAAAAGAAGAAAUCAAAGUCAUUCCGUCACCUCCAGCAGAUCACUGGUGUCUCGUCAGUGGAUUGCCAACAUAUGUUGCUGAAAAUGGAUUUAUUUGUAACAUGAUGAAUGCACCAGCAGAUGAAUAUUUCACAUUUCAGAAAGGACCAGUGGAUGAGACCGGAUGGGUUAUCAAAAAUGUCCUGUCAUUGCCUAUUGUCAACAAAAAAGAAGAAAUUGUGGGAGUUGCAACAUUUUACAAUAGGAAAGAUGGAAAACCUUUUGACGAAUAUGAUGAACAGAUCAUUGAGACUCUCACGCAGUUCCUGGGGUGGUCUGUUUUAAAUACUGACACUUAUGACAAAAUGAACAAGCUUGAAAACAGGAAGGACAUUGCUCAGGAAAUGCUUAUGUACCAGACAAAGGCCACCCCUUCUGAAGUUGAAUCUAUACUGAAAUACAAGGAGAAACUAAAUGUAAAUAAUCUAGAAGAAUGUGAUCAAAAGGAUCUUAUCAGGAUUUUGAAAGAAGAAUUACCUGAUCCAAAAGAUUUAGAACUGUAUGAAUUCCGCUUCAGUGACUUUCCCGUUACAGAGCAUGGCCUGAUAACUUGUGGAAUACGACUGUUCUUUGAGAUAAAUGUUGUUGAAAAGUUCAAAGUCCCAGCUGAGGUCCUUACAAGAUGGAUGUACACCGUCAGGAAGGGUUAUCGAGAUAUCACUUACCAUAACUGGCGACAUGGAUUCAAUGUGGGACAAACAAUGUUUACUCUGCUGAUGACAGGCAAAAUAAAGAAAUACUAUACUGAUCUAGAAGCCUUUGCCAUGGUUGCUGCUGCUUUCUGCCAUGAUAUUGAUCACAGAGGGACCAAUAACUUGUAUCAGAUGAAGUCAGCUGCUCCGCUGGCAAAACUUCACGGCUCUUCCAUUUUAGAAAGGCAUCACCUAGAGUACAGUAAAACCCUACUGCAAGAUGAGAGUUUAAACAUCUUCCAGAACCUAAAUAAGCGGCAGUUUGAAACUGUUCUACACUUAUUUGAAGUUGCAAUAAUAGCAACUGACUUGGCUUUGUAUUUCAAGAAAAGAACUAUGUUUCAAAAGAUUGUGGAUGCAAUUGAAAAAAUGGAAACAGAAGAGGAGGCCAUUAAAUAUGUAUCUAUUGACCCAACCAAAAAAGAAGUCAUCAUGGCUAUGAUGAUGACUGGAUGUGACCUGUCUGCUAUAACCAAGCCUUGGGAAGUGCAAAGUAAGGUUGCCCUCAUGGUUGCAAACGAAUUCUGGGAGCAAGGUGACCUGGAACGAACUGUGCUACAGCAACAACCAAUUCCAAUGAUGGACAGAAACAAAGGAGAUGAACUACCUAAGCUCCAAGUUGGUUUCAUAGAUUUCGUGUGUACAUUUGUGUACAAGGAAUUCUCGAGGUUUCACAAGGAAAUUACACCUAUGUUUGAUGGUCUUCAAAACAACAGGGUUGAAUGGAAAACACGAGCUGAUGAAUAUGAAGAGAAGAUGAAAGUUAUUGAGGAACAAAAGAAAAAGGAAGAAGAAGCAGCUGCCAAAAAAGCUGAAAAUGCAGCUGGAGGUGGUGGUGGAAGUGGAGAGGAUGGAAAAUCCAAAACAUGUAUAAUUUUGUAGUUCUUUGUCUCAGACACUGCUUCUGCUACAGAAAAGACAUCUAGAAAGUACUUCAAUGAGCCCCAGUGGAUUUCUGCUUCGCAUAGAACAGUAUAGAACAAUCUCUUAACAAUCCUCUUAAACACUUGCCAUUUGUUGGAAAUAAUUUUUAAUGGAGUAAACAAACAGUUACAACUAAAACUUGGAAAAUUAAAUGAAAAAAUAAUGGUGCAAAAUGAGUUAACUGUGUACUCUAGAUAUUUUUUCAUGUCACUCAAUUUAUAUACAGUAUUUUUAUUAAAAUAUGUAACUUCUGCACGCUAUCCAGAAAAAAAUAUAAUUAAUUUUGACAGAUCUUAUAUGAAAUUACUGAAUGAAAUCUAAUAUGUACAAUUCAAACAGAAAACUGCGAUUUUCGUAACUUGUAUAUUUAGAUUUUUAUAUUAUGUGUAUUUCCUUAAUCUGGAAUUGUCCUUUUCCUUCCUUCUCAAUACUAUAUAAAGUUCUAGAGUAAACAUCUUCUUCACUUUAGGAAUGAAUGCUCAACACAAUUCCCUGGCUCAUAUCUAUUAAAAGCAGGUCCACGGUACACAGUGUUUUUUCAAAACUACCAAGGAUAAAUCUGUAAAUUGUAGCCAUAGCUCAGAGAAACCACUCUUUUGCCCAUGUGCAAAUGGCUCUGCCCACAGUUCCUAAACUGACCACCUUUUAUUGUAAAAAUCUAAAAAGGUAGACUGUAAACAUCAUACUUCGCAUACAAGUAAGAGUUUACUAAGAUACUUAUACCAGUUUAUCUACAGCAGGAUCUACAUUCAAAGGCAUUUUAAAAGGCUCAUGUACUCCCAAUGCACCUUUUUAAAAAUGCAGUAAUUGAAAGUAUUUGAAAACCAAUGAACUGGCACCAAUUUAAUCUUGGGAGGGAGAGGACAACAGCACUACAGCACAUCGGAAUUCACGUUACCUCCCUUUCUACAACCAAGACGACAGACUUCACACAAAUUAACUCUCCAUAAACAAUGAUCUCCCUUCCAAAACCUUCUGUUCUUGAAGAAUGACAGAGUCCACUCCCUACCUUCUACUCAAGUCUCACGAAGCCAGCUCCUCCUGCAGAUGAAGGAAGGAAAAUGGCUAGUAUAUUAUGCAUGGAUCUGAGUAUUCACUGGAACCAGUUCCAAAUCUAAGAGGAGAUGGAUGUCAAAUGCAAUUCCUGCAACAAACAAGUUUGACAUGCAGACUCAAUCCUGCCACUUUUCUUCUCCCUUUAAAGAAAGCAGACCCAUACUUUUUUUUUCUCUGAAGGGCCCUCAGCAUCCACAGAGAAAGGAGAAUGAUUGAAUGACUUACCAUAUUAUAUACCUUUCUAAGAACGCUCUAUGAACAUAGAUACCGAGUACAACUAUCACCCAAAAUUAAAGGGAUCCACAAAAAAAAUCCCACUUACUACAUCCUUAUUUAUAAAUGGGCCAAAUACUUCAUGCAGACUUAGUUAUGACAUAAAACUGGGUAUCAUGUAUUAUUUUCUGUAUUAAAUGCAGAUACUAAAGAAAGCUAUUUCAAGGUUGUUUAAUAAUGUAAUUUUAUUCAAACUGUAUUAAAUUAUGUAUUUAAU
Molecule: messenger RNA, 4376 nt
Organism: Fulmarus glacialis (Northern fulmar)
Lineage: Eukaryota; Metazoa; Chordata; Aves; Procellariiformes; Procellariidae
Gene: PDE6C
Product: phosphodiesterase 6C, cGMP-specific, cone, alpha prime
Exons: 22
Coding region: 197-2788 (863 amino acids)
Biological process (GO): visual perception; signal transduction
Molecular function (GO): 3',5'-cyclic-nucleotide phosphodiesterase activity; protein binding
Source: RefSeq, a predicted model, not a curated record